CUGCAGUGAUGGGAUCUCGAGCGAGCGCUGAGAAAAUGAGUACCAUUCCCCUGUCUCGCUCUGAGGUGUUUGGCGAGCUGAGGAAGGAGCUGCUUGAGGAGUUCCAUCAGUCCGAUGUCCACGUCUUCAUCAUCAUGGGAGCAUCGGGGGAUCUGGCAAAGAAAAAGAUCUACCCAACUCUGUGGUGGCUGUUCAGAGACGGCCUCCUCCCCGAGCAGACGCAUUUUGUUGGCUUUGCUCGCUCUGACUUAACAGUUGACGCCAUCCGGACCUCGUGCAUGCCAUACCUGAAGGUGACGGAUACAGAAACGGAGCGGUUGUCGACCUUCUUCAGCAGAAACACGUAUAUCAGCGGGAAAUAUGCAGAUGAGGGUUCCUUCUCCAAACUCGAUAAACACAUCCAGUCUCUGCCCGGAGGAAUCGCCGCCAACCGUCUCUUCUACCUGGCACUGCCGCCAACGGUCUACCACGAUGUUACCAAGAACAUCAAGAACCACUGCAUGAGCACAAAGGGCUGGAACCGGGUGAUUGUGGAGAAGCCGUUUGGACAUGAUCUCCAGAGCUCCGAGGAGCUGACCGCUCACCUGUCGUCUCUCUUCACCGAGGACCAGAUCUACCGCAUAGACCAUUAUCUGGGGAAGGAAAUGGUGCAGAACCUCAUGGUUCUCAGGUUUGGGAACCGGAUCUUUGGACCAAUCUGGAACAGAGACAGCGUGGCCUGUGUUGUUCUCACCUUCAAAGAACCGUUUGGCACUCAGGGACGAGGAGGCUACUUUGAUGAUUUCGGUAUCAUCCGAGAUGUCAUGCAGAACCACCUGCUUCAGAUGCUCUGCCUGGUUGCCAUGGAGAAACCAGCUUCCACCAGCUCUGAUGACGUCAGGGAUGAAAAGGUGAAGGUGCUGAAGUGCAUCGCCCCAGUGACCAUGUCGGACGUGGUGUUGGGUCAGUACGCGGGGGAUCCAGAAGGGGAAGGAGAUGCCAAACUGGGUUAUCUAGAUGAUCCCACAGUACCCAAAGGAUCAACUCAGGCCACCUUCGCCACAGCUGUGCUUUAUGUGCACAAUGAACGCUGGGACGGUGUUCCUUUCAUCCUUCGAUGUGGCAAAGCUCUGAACGAGAGGAAAGCAGAGGUGCGGCUGCAGUUCACGGACGUCCCGGGAGAUAUUUUUGGAAACCAGUGUCGGAGGAACGAGCUGGUGGUGCGAGUGCAGCCCAACGAGGCCGUGUACGCCAAGAUGAUGAGCAAGAAACCUGGCGUCUACUUCAGCCCCGAGGAAACGGAGCUGGACCUCACCUACAAGAGCAGAUACAAGGACGUGAAGCUUCCAGAUGCGUAUGAGCGUCUCAUCCUGGACGUCUUCUGCGGGAGCCAGAUGCACUUCGUGAGAAGUGACGAACUAAGGGAAGCUUGGAGGAUCUUCACCCCCCUCCUUCAUCAGAUAGACAACGAGAAGCCACAGCCUAUUCCUUAUAAAUACGGGAGCCGUGGUCCAGCAGAAGCGGACGAGCUCGUACAGAGAGUCGGAUUUCGCUACGAAGGCACUUAUAGAUGGGUCAACCCUCACAGACUUUGAUUUGUGAUAAGACAAGAAAGGGACCGAAGUAGAGUAGGAGGAGUCCAGCAGCUCAAGUGAGCGAUGAUGUUGCAAUACUGGAGUGUCUUGGGGGAAGGAGGCAUUUCCACUAUGUGGAUCCAUCACGCAGCAAAGAGGAAGGCAACCUUACCAUUUAACAAAAAAAACAAAACAAAAAAAAUCUCAGGUAGAGCUUAAACAUUCAGAGGAAACGUUUGAAUCACUCGUGUCAACCUUGGGCUUACUAUCACAACAUUUGUGGUAGUAAUAUUUUGUCUUCAUACAUUCAAAACAACUUUUAAAGUCUUCAUUUAUGUAAAAGACCAAGUUAAUGACGGAGGAAUAGGAUAGAAAACUGAACAAGUGCUCUGUGAAAGCAGAGCAGCAACAAAACUACCAUCUGGUUUACGUUCAGGCAGCGGAAACCAAAGAGGUAACCGAGCCGAACAACAGGACCACGUGUCCACUCGCUGGCACUCUUUAUUACCUGUGAUUGUAUUACUAGAAUGCUUCUGCAGCAUUGGUUAGUAACGCUUAUAAGAGUUAUUUUUUUCCUCUUAUAAUUUCUUUUUGCCUGGGACCAAGACUUCUUGAGGAUAAAGACUGGAUUUUGAAAAGGUGAUGCAGGCAGUUUCUCUGAACAACUCAUUCUGCAAUAGUCUUAAAUGUCCUCCUGGACACUGGAAAACAAGAUAAUUAUUGUCUCUUAGCCUCUGAGCUUCAUUCCACUUUUGUUUACAUUUCUUUUUUUCCACAUAAGUUAUGACAUUGACUUGAUAUUUCGAAAUAUCCCCUUGGCAACGUCUAAAGUCUUACUAAAUGCUGCUGUCCGCUGCACACUCAUGUUACAUAGCUAUGCUUCCACCACUUGUAAUAAACUUUUGUUUCAUG
This is a messenger RNA of Cololabis saira (Pacific saury), 2465 nucleotides long. RefSeq names its product glucose-6-phosphate 1-dehydrogenase. The record is from RefSeq and is a predicted model, not a curated record. Gene Ontology annotation, molecular function: NADP binding; glucose-6-phosphate dehydrogenase activity. Lineage: Eukaryota; Metazoa; Chordata; Actinopteri; Beloniformes; Belonidae. Gene Ontology annotation, biological process: glucose metabolic process; pentose-phosphate shunt, oxidative branch. The coding region runs from base 9 to 1574 and encodes 521 amino acids. The transcript has 13 exons. Gene Ontology annotation, cellular component: cytosol.